UUCUACCUGCUGUGUGUGUCACUCACUCACUGCCAUUAGAGAGAGCUCAUCUAAACAAAGUGAAAAUGGGCACCCGAACCGGGUCUCACCAGCUAAGCAGCGGGCUUAUGGUGUCGGGUCGACCCGAACGCCAGCCCACAGAACGGCCUCGGAUGGCGUCGCGCACCGUCAUCUACACCGGCGGCGACGUCAGGAAAUCUGGCGAGCUCGGGAGAAUGUACGGCGUCGAUAUUUCCGGUGGAGAAAACCCGCCUAAAAUCCCCCCUCGACCACCAGGCGCCGCCGCCGCAAGAUCCGGCCCAAUUCACGCCCCGAAAUUCCCCAAUUCAGGUCCCGCUGGAAAGUUCUCGUCGUCUUCGUCGUCCUUUUCUGGCCCGGUGACGCCGAUUCAGCCGACCGGCCUAAUCACUUCCGAUCAACAGGCCACGCCCGGCUCAAAUAGGCAGUCGGGACCGCUCGACGCCGCCGCCGCUGCGUCGACGCCUAGCUCGUUUAAAAAGGCCAAUUACAGCUCCGCAGUGACGAGCCUGGGGGGACAGGUCAAGUUAGGGUUUAGGACAUCGCUGGUGGCAAUGUGGGUGUCUCUGGCCGUGGCGGUGAUUGGCCUGACGGUGGUGGCAUUACUGAUUGCUGCUGUGGAGAAGAUGGUGAUUUUGGCGGUGGCGGUGACGGCGCUGGUCCCUGCCGUGGGGAUCAUGGUGUGGAAUUUCACGUACCAAAAAAAGGGGGUUUUAGGGUUAUUGAGGAAAUUUCCUGAUUCGGAGCUGAGGAAUGCUGUUGAUGGCCAGUUCGUCAAGGUCACUGGGGUUGUUACUUGUGGCAGUUCACCGCUUGAAACUUCGUAUCAGAGAGUGCCAAGAUGUGUAUAUGUUUCCUCUGAGUUUCACGAAUAUAGAGGGUAUGGUGGAGAAAAGGCAAAUGCUAAACACCGUCUCUUCUCUUGGGGAUGCAGGAACUCAGAGACCUAUGUGGCGGACUUCUAUAUAUCGGACAUUAAGUCUGGUGAAAGAGCUCUUGUGAAAACAGGUUAUGGUGCUAAAGUUUCUCCGUUUGUCAAACAAACUGUAGUUGUCAAUGCCAAGGAAGAUAAAGAAGGUGUAUCCCCAAAUUUUCUGCAAUGGCUUUCUAGCCGUGGAUUGUCAAGUGACAACCGUUUGAUGCAGCUUAAAGAAGGAUAUAUCAGAGAAGGAUACACCGUGAGUGUCUUGGGUGUGGUUAGACGUCACAAUAACAUGUUCAUGAUUGUUCCCCCAGUGGAACCCGUUUCAACAGGCUUCGGUUGGCGCUGCUGCCUCUUCCCGACUUACAUUGAUGGCCUUAUAUUGAUAAACGAAGAACACGAUGAGGCCAUCCCUGUAUAAAUGCAUCACCAUGUUUUGUCUUAGCCGGCAACAUAGUAUACUCAUGAAUUUUUUAGAUGAGUUUGGCAUUGAUUCUUAAAUGAGGAUUCCAGAGUUUACAAAGCCAGGACCGGCUAGAUAGACGUAGGCCUCUUAGAGCAUUGCACUAACUUUUUUCAUUUAUUCGUUUAUUUAUUUCGCUCGAAUUGUACAUAAGAAAUACUCCUGGUUAUUUGUUUGCACUAAUUUAUUAUUCGUUUUUCACUCGA
Molecule: messenger RNA, 1609 nt
Organism: Salvia hispanica
Lineage: Eukaryota; Viridiplantae; Streptophyta; Magnoliopsida; Lamiales; Lamiaceae
Product: protein SHOU4-like
Source: RefSeq, a predicted model, not a curated record